Mangifera indica (mango) is the source of this 1345-nucleotide messenger RNA. RefSeq names its product haloacid dehalogenase-like hydrolase domain-containing protein 3. Lineage: Eukaryota; Viridiplantae; Streptophyta; Magnoliopsida; Sapindales; Anacardiaceae. The transcript is spliced from 5 exons. The record is from RefSeq and is a predicted model, not a curated record. The coding region runs from base 335 to 1096 and encodes 253 amino acids.
CAUUGAACUCAUGAAACAGCAGCGCAACUGAAACUGUAGCUUUUGUAAACUUAUUCCAUUGGGACAAGACAGGAAUACACUGAAGAUUUUUCUGCAUUUCAGCUUCUGGUCUACUGUUUCUUCAUAUCGCAUCUGACUAACUGGGUGGUGCUCUUAUCAUGAUCAGAGCUAUGUAGGGCUAUUAGUGAUUCCCUUUUAUGGAAAACUUUUAUAAUGAUGCAAACUUCUUGGAUUCUCUGAAGUUGAUCCACGAUUGAGAGGGAUCCUGAAAAUAAAAUUAUCUCCAUACAAGUAGUGUGUGUUUGUUCAAACCUACUGCAGAAUUUUUGCUACAAUGUCAUUGUUGUCAAGAUUAAGCUGUAUCACUGUGGAUGUCACUGGUACACUGUUGGCUUACAAAGGGGAGCUUGGUGACUACUAUUGUAUGGCAGCCAAAGCUGUUGGACUCCCUUGUCCUGACUACAAGCGUGUUCAUGAGGGCUUUAAACUGGCAUAUAAAGAGAUGGCUGCAAAGUAUCCAUGUUUCGGUUAUGCAGCAAAAAUGCCCAACAUUGUCUGGUGGAAAACUUGUGUCAGAGAUUCCUUUGUCAGGGCAGGAUACGAGUAUGACGAGGAGACAUUUGAGAAGAUAUUUAGACGCAUAUAUGCAUCCUUUGGUUCAUCUGCACCUUAUACAGUCUUCCCAGACUCUCAACCAUUUUUAAGAUGGGCGCGUGGAAAGGGUCUUAAAGUUGGGAUUAUUAGCAAUGCAGAGUACCGAUAUCAGGAUGUUAUCCUUCCAGCCUUGGGUUUGAGCCAGGGAACUGAGUGGGACUUUGGUGUAUUUUCUGGUCUUGAAGGCGUUGAGAAACCCAAUCCAAGAAUCUAUGAGAUCGCCCUCGAAAAAGCUGGAAAUAUUGCUCCUGAUGAAGUUCUGCACAUUGGAGACAGCUUUCGCAAAGACUAUGUCCCUGCAAAGAGUGUGGGGAUGCAUGCAAUACUGUUAGAUAGGUUCAAGACACCUGAUGCUCAGGAUUGGAAAAAAUCCGGUGCAGUUGUGCUUCCCGAUUUGAUCACAGUACAGGACGGACUUACUUCAGACAAGUUAAACUGUUAAAAAAAGCCUUCUUUUCAAACAUUAAGUUGUCAUUUUCACAAUUUUUAAUCUCCUUUCAGUUGAUGAAUAUUAAUACUCACGGAUCAUGACUAUUCUAUCUGCAUUGCCUCCUUCGGCUUUUGUAGCUUGUUUCAACUUUUAUGUGGGUUCCAAUGGGAAGAAGAUGCCAGGUAUUGUAAUGGCCAUGUUCACUAGCUCACUUAUCGAGAGACAUCUGGUUCUGGUUAUCUUAGUGCUAUUUUGCCUCAA